UGUGUGAAAAAAGAAGAGUCUUACCAUAAACUCUGGGAGCACUACAGAAAAGUGAGGAUUCACUGACAAUUUAUUCCCAAAGAGUGGAAAAUGGCUGGCCAAAACGGCAUAUUCAUGGGGAUUGACCUGCGCUGCCAGGUGAACAACCACACCCAUCGUACAGAGGAGAUGGACCUAGAAAGGCUGCUUGUCCGUAGGGGACAGCCCUUCUCCCUCGCCUUACAGUGCUCCACACCCCUAAACCCUGAAAACAAACUAGCCAUGGUCCUGCACCUGGGUAAGGAAGGUCAGGUGGUGGUGAAGGUGCUGGAGACCCGUGCUGUUCAUGAUAAGUGGUGGUUCCGUCAGCAGGGGGCUCAGAGUGAGGUUCUGUUGACGGUCCACAGCCCAGCAGAUGCCCCUGUGGGACUCUACAGCAUGACUGUGCUGCUCCUCUCCCCUGAUGGACACAUCCUGGAACAGACCACACUAGAGACAUUCUACCUGCUCUUCAAUCCCUGGUGCAAAGCUGACUCUGUGUACCUCCCUGAUGAGGAGCUACUAGAGGAGUACAUCCUGAAUGAAAAUGGCAUCCUUUACCAGGGCUCCUGGAACCAGAUCUCCUCACUGCCCUGGAACUUCGGACAGUUUGAACAAGAUGUGGUGGACAUCUGUUUUGAAAUCCUGGACAACUCACCCUCUGCCCUGAAAAACCCAGAGAUGGACACAGCCAAUCGAGCAGACCCAGUGUAUGUGAGCCGAACAAUCACCGCAAUGGUGAACGCCAACGAUGAUCGUGGCGUGGUGUCAGGCCGCUGGGACGGGAAGUAUGACGACGGCGUGCCGCCCACACGGUGGACUGGCAGUGUGCCCAUCCUCCGGCGCUGGAGCGAGGCCGGAGCUCAGAGGGUGCGCUACGGACAGUGCUGGGUCUUCUCAGGUGUUGCCUGCACAAUUCUCCGCUGUCUGGGCGUACCCACUCGCCCUGUUACCAACUACUCCUCUGCCCACGACACCGACGGCAACCUGUGUGUGGACUACCUGUAUGACAAUCAGCUGGAGAGUGUGUCCGAGGGAAGGAAGGACAUGAUCUGGAACUACCACUGUUGGGUGGAGUCCUGGAUGGAUCGAGAGGAUCUUCCUGAAGGCUACGGUGGAUGGCAGGCUCUGGACCCCACCCCGCAGGAAAGGAGUGACGGAGUGUACUGUUGUGGGCCCUGUCCAGUGAAGGCAGUGAGGGACGGUGAUGUAGGGAUUAAGUACGAUGCACCGUUCGUGUUCUCUGAGGUUAACGCAGACCUGGUCACCUGGAUCGUCUACCCAGAUGGCCAACGCUCUCAAGUUUCCCUCAACCAGAAGACGGUUGGCCGAAACAUCAGCACCAAGAGUGUGUAUGGAGACUACAGAGAGGACAUCACUAAACAUUACAAAUACCCUGAAGGUUCAGUGAAGGAGCGUGAGGUGUUUGAGAAGGCAGGCCGCCGGGUGUCUCAGCUGAAGGCAGGGAAAGGACAGCUGGAGCUGAAGAUCAAACAUGCGCAGGCCAUCUUGGGAACAGACUUUGACGUGAUAGUGGAGGUGCACAACGUGGGUGGUGAAGACACCGUGGCCCAGCUCACUGUGACAUCCAACGCCGUCACCUACAACAGCCUCCACCGAGGGGAGUGCCAGAGGAAGACCGCCAGUCUUACGGUGCCUGCCCAGAAAGCUCAUAAGGAGGUCCUGCGUCUACACUAUGACCACUACGGAGCAUGUGUGUCUGAGCAUAACGUCAUCAGGGUCACAGCACUGGUCCAGCCCAGCGGCCAGCAAAGCGCCAUCCUGCAGGAGGUCAACAUUUCACUGAGCAUGCCCCAGCUUCAUGUCAAGGUGGUGGGAGAUGCAGUUGUAUCUCGGAAAUUGAUUGCUCACAUCAGCUUCACUAACCCACUGCCCAUCACGCUAAGAGGGGGAGUGUUCACUGCAGAGGGGGCGGGGCUGACGUCAGCACGGGAGAUUCAAGCACCAGGUGACAUUGGCCCAGGUCAAGAGGUGAAAGUCAAGUUGUCCUUUAAGCCAACGCGUGCUGGCCUGAGAAAGCUGUUGGUAGAUUUUGAUGCAGAUAGACUCAAGGAUGUUAAGGGCAUGGCUACUGUUAUAGUGCGAAACAAGUAAACUUUGUAUUCAACAUGUGUAUUUUUUUUUAUAUAAAACAUAACCCUGUAAAUGCUAUGUGAAAAUGUGUUGUAAUAUAAUGUCUUUCUUAACUUUUUAUGACCGUAUUAAGGGACCAUUACCUUGCCCAAAUGAGCUAAGAUUGGACAAAGAUGUGCCCCUAAAUCCAAAACAAUUGUUAAAAGUUCAGACUCACUGUCUGUUCAUCUAAUUACAAAUGUAAGGGACUCAUAUCUACAUUAUAUUGCAAACUAUUUAGAAGCACAUAUUGUGCAACGCUGUACCUUUGUUCUUAAUCAUUUCAUAUUCACACCAACAUGUCUGAGCGUACAUUUUUAAUAAAUGAUUUCUUUAUAA
Molecule: messenger RNA, 2490 nt
Organism: Esox lucius (northern pike)
Lineage: Eukaryota; Metazoa; Chordata; Actinopteri; Esociformes; Esocidae
Gene: tgm2l
Product: transglutaminase 2, like
Exons: 13
Coding region: 91-2133 (680 amino acids)
Biological process (GO): peptide cross-linking
Molecular function (GO): protein-glutamine gamma-glutamyltransferase activity
Source: RefSeq, a predicted model, not a curated record